Molecule: messenger RNA, 282 nt
Organism: Paramecium tetraurelia
Lineage: Eukaryota; Ciliophora; Oligohymenophorea; Peniculida; Parameciidae
Exons: 1
Source: RefSeq, a predicted model, not a curated record
AUGGAUCUAAAUACAAUCUAAAAAAAAUGCCUAAUUUUCUUAUUUACAAGAAGUAAUAUUCUCUUUGGUUUUUGUUAUUUUUAUAUAUAUUUAGCAUAGCAAUGUUUAUACAGCAUAAAAUGUAUAAAUAAUAAUAAUAAAGAAGUAAGAAAGACUAUUAUAAAACCUAAAUAAAUGUAUAAUGUUUAAAUAAGUAUAGAUUAAAUUAUGAUUGCAAUAAAAAUAAAUGUAAUACAUAUCUAUACAUUAAAUCAUGAUAAUAAAACCUAAAAAUAUUUAUGA